AUGUCCAAGCUAAAUAAAGAUAUUCUUUAUUUGAUUUUUGAUGAACUGCAUGAUAAAAACACACUUUUUUCGUGUCUUCUAGUUAAUAAAACUUGGUGUGAAAUGAUUAUUAGAAAUUUAUGGAGAGAUCCUUGGAAAUUUAAAGAGGAUAGAAACGGUAAAUUAUUAUUAAAUACAAUCGUUACACACUUAUCAGAAGAAUCAAAAAAUUACUUAAAAAGUCAAGGUAUUAACAUUCGAUCAAGAUCAUAUAACAAAAUUUUAUUUAAUUAUAUCACAUUUUGUAAACACUUAAACUUAAGUGUGAUCAAAAUGAUUUUAAAUAAAAUUAUUGAAAAUAAAUCAAAAAUAAUUAUUAUUAUGAAUGAAAUACUUAAACUUUUUAUUAAUGAUAAAACAAAAUUUACUCACCUUUAUAUACCUGAAAAAUUUGAUUAUCAAUUAAAUCUUAUACCAGAAGCAAAAAAUUGUUUAUCAGAAAUUCAAUUUCUUAGUUGUGAUACUUCUAUAAAUGAUAAAUCUUUAAUUAGAUUAAUGGAAAUUUGUGAUUCAAUUAAAGAAUUGGAACUUUUUAUGGAAUUAGAGAAUAAUAAUUAUGGUUUUACAAAAUUAAUUAAACAACAAAAAAAAUUAUUAAAGAUUCAUUUUUUUCCUAAUAGUAAAUAUCCCAUAUAUUAUCCAUGUGAUGAUUCAUAUUAUGAUGCUAUUGAAAAUUCUUUGAUUAAACAUUCAAGUACUAUAGAAUAUUUAAAGACACCCAGACAUAUUAAUACGAAAAUUCUUUCAUCUUUUGUAAAUUUAAAAGUAUUAGAUAUGAGUAAUCAUUAUAUGAAUUGGGAAUUUAAAUGGAAUCAGAAUCUAAUUUUUCCUCACUUGGAAAUUCUCAAAGUUAGCAGAUUCUCAAUUCAUACAGUUAUAAAUAUAAUUGAAAAUACAAGUGGACAUCUUAUUGAAAUAAGUAUUGAGAAAGUAUAUUGGAAUAAUGAAACUAUUAUUCAAGCUAUUUAUCAAAAUUGUCCAAAGCUAAAGUAUCUUAAAAUGAUGCUUGAACAUAAAGAUCUUUUAGAAUUUAAAAAUAUAUUAAUUAAUUGUCAAGAUUUGAAUGAAUUAUAUAUUGCAGCUGGACAUUAUUUUUGGGGUGAUUUAUUUGAAAUAUUAGCUGAAUAUUCACCAAUAAAUUUAUACAAGUUUACAUUUACAAUAAUGAUUAUUAUAUCAGAAUCUUUAGAUGACUUUUUUAAACUUUGGGAAGGUAGACGUCCUAUGAUAUUAAAAUUCUUUUCUAAUUCUAAAAAUAUAAAAAAAAUGAUGAAAUAUUAUAAAGCAAAAGGUAUAAUUGAAGAUUAUGACUAUAAAUUGGAUUAUAAAGAAGAUUUAAUCUGGGUUAGAAUGUGUAGAUGAGAUGUUAACAUCUUAUAAAGGAAAAGAAUAAAUUAGUAAAAUUGUUUAGAAUUUGAUUGGUAGCUUCUCAGCAUAAUAAUGAGAUACAUAAUUUUUAGAUUUCUGUAUAUCAAAUUUUGUUAUAUCGAGG
Rhizophagus irregularis DAOM 181602=DAOM 197198 is the source of this 1531-nucleotide messenger RNA. RefSeq lists its product as uncharacterized. NCBI's taxonomy places the organism in Eukaryota, Fungi, Glomeromycota, Glomeromycetes, Glomerales, Glomeraceae. The record is from RefSeq and is a predicted model, not a curated record.